Messenger RNA from Octopus bimaculoides (California two-spot octopus), 1054 nucleotides. RefSeq lists its product as uncharacterized. The record is from RefSeq and is a predicted model, not a curated record. NCBI's taxonomy places the organism in Eukaryota, Metazoa, Mollusca, Cephalopoda, Octopoda, Octopodidae.
GAUAGUGACGUGGGAGAGCCAAAGAAAAAAAAAAAACUUUGUCUCGUAUGUGCACGUGACUAUAAACGAGAUUUACUCGAGACCUGAAGUAUCAUGUCUGAUAACGAAGCUGUCGAUGCCGGUGUGGCUGUCAUUCGGUGUAAUCCAUAUGACAAGUGUUUCACAUUUCCCAGUACUUUCAAAUUAACCAGGAACGGCCAUCACCUGCGAGGAGGGGGAGGUGGGAGAAGAAGACACAGUGUCGUUGAGUGGUGCGGCGAUGCCAGACGAAUGCCGGACAGCAGAUAAGCGCAAGGCUGACCCAGCGACGGAAGACGACGACGAAGAUGACACCAACAACCACGAAGGCAAGCCAGAGUUAAAAAAGAAAUUCAUCAUGUGCCCGUCUCUCCGAAAUGAAGAAGCCAAAUAUAUGAUUAAGUCUGAAGAUGAGCUGAAACAGUCUCAGAAAUCAGCGCCAAUCAAAAUGUCACUAAAUACACAGAAAAAGUCUGAGAUAAAAGCACCAGUCAUCAGGAAAAGUGCAGCUGUUGCUAAAGCAUUUAACCCCGAUGAAGAGAGUGACGAAGAGGAGAUGCCUCCAGAAGCGAAGAUGAGAAUGAGGAAUAUUGGCAGAGACACUCCAACGGCUGCUGGCCCCAAUUCCUACGGCAAGGGACGACUGGGCUUUUGCGACCGGCAGAAAAUAUUCGAAAGAGAAAUCAAGAAGAAAACAGACAGCCCAAGCAAUUGAUGUCCAACCACAACAGUAACACCAUAAGAAGACAUUGUGUAGAUCUAAUUAUAUAGACAAUUGCUUGUAUACGUUUCUCCUUCCAUCUUUCAUCCAUCACUUGUGCCGUGUGUCUCUGUCUAUAAUACACACAUGCACAAAUAUAUAUCUAUCUAUAUAUACAUUUAUAAAUAUAUAUUUAUAUAUAUGUGUGUGUGUAGUGUAUGGUUGUAUGUAUGUAUGUAUGUGUGUGUGUUGUGUAUGUAUCUGUAUUUAUAUAUACACAUAAACACGUAUAAUAUAAUAUAAAUAUAUGACUAAUAAUAUAAUAUAAAUAUAUGA